Thamnophis sirtalis is the source of this 4335-nucleotide messenger RNA. The record is from RefSeq and is a predicted model, not a curated record. Lineage: Eukaryota; Metazoa; Chordata; Lepidosauria; Squamata; Natricidae.
UUGUGGGAGAACCGGCGGCGUGGAGUAGGGGCGUAAGCUUGCAGGUGGAAGUCUUUCAGACUCUCGAGAAGCGAUGACGGAACGGAAAGGGACAGCUAAAGUCGACUUCUUGAAAAAAAUAGAAGAGGAAAUCCAACAGAAAUGGCACAAUGAAAGAGCAUUUGAAGUUAAUGCACAAGAUGUAGCAAGUCACAAAAGCAAUGGGAAAUAUUUUGCUACUUUUCCUUAUCCAUACAUGAAUGGCCGGCUUCACCUAGGACACACAUUUUCUUUAUCGAAAUGUGAGUUUGCAGUUGGUUACCAGAAACUGAAAGGAAAGAAAUGCCUAUUUCCUUUUGGACUUCAUUGUACUGGCAUGCCCAUUAAGGCAUGUGCUGAUAAGCUGAAACGAGAAAUGGAGCUGUAUGGCUAUCCACCAGAAUUUCCAGAUGAAGAAGAGGAGGAGGAGGAAGAGGAAUCAAAGCAAGAAGUGGUCAUUAAAGAUAAAGCUAAGGGCAAAAAGAGUAAAGCUGCUGCUAAGACUGGCUCCUCAAAAUACCAGUGGGGCAUCAUGAAAUCUUUAGGCCUCUCUGAUGAAGAAAUAAUAAAAUUUUCAGAGGCUGAACAUUGGCUUGGCUAUUUCCCACCUCUGGCUCUUCAAGAUUUAAAACGCAUGGGACUAAAGGUAGAUUGGAGACGUUCCUUUAUUACUACCGAUGUCAACCCCUAUUAUGAUGCUUUCGUACGGUGGCAAUUUCUAACUCUCAGAGAAAGGAGAAAACUUAAUUUGCCUUGUAGGUAUACUAUUUAUUCACCAAAAGAUGGUCAACCCUGCAUGGAUCAUGAUAGACAAACAGGGGAGGGUGUGGGACCUCAAGAAUACACACUAAUCAAAAUGAAGGUGAUAGAGCCUUACCCUCUGAAAUUAAGUGGCCUUAGAGGAAAGAAUAUCUUCUUGGUAGCUGCUACUUUGAGACCAGAAACCAUGUUUGGGCAGACUAAUUGUUGGGUUCGGCCUGAUAUGAAGUACAUUGGGUUUGAGACUCGGAAUGGGGAUAUUUUUAUUUGCACACAGAGGGCAGCCAGGAAUAUGUCCUACCAAGGCUUCACAAAAACCAAUGGGGUGGUACCUGUCGUGAAAGAAUUGAUGGGAGAAGAGAUCCUUGGUGCUGCACUUUCUGCUCCUCUGACAUCCUAUAAAGUCAUCUAUGCUCUUCCAAUGUUGACUAUUAAGGAAGAUAAAGGUACUGGAGUGGUUACAAGUGUACCAUCUGAUGCUCCAGAUGACAUCACAGCCCUGAAAGACUUAAAGAAGAAACCGGCUUUUCGAGGGAAGUACGGCAUUAAGGAUGAAAUGGUCCUGCCUUUUGAACCUAUACCUAUCAUUGAGAUCCCUGGGUAUGGCCACCUUUCUGCUCCACUGGUCUGUGAGGAGCUGAAGAUCCAGAGUCAGAACGACAGAGAGAAACUUGCAGAAGCCAAAGAGAGAGUAUACCUGAAAGGAUUUUAUGAAGGAGUAAUGCUUGUGGAUGGAUUCAAAGGCCAGAGAGUUCAGGAUGUCAAGAAGCUUAUUCAGAAGAAGAUGGUAGACAACGGUGAAGCAAUGAUUUAUAUGGAACCCGAGAAACAAGUUAUAUCUAGAUCUGCAGAUGAGUGUGUGGUGGCUCUCUGUGACCAAUGGUACCUGGACUAUGGUGAAGAGACCUGGAAGCAGCAGACCCAUGAAUGUCUGAAAAACCUUGAGACUUUUUGUGAGGAGACCAGAAAAAACUUUGAAGCCACCCUGAAUUGGCUCCAGGAACAUGCCUGCUCAAGGACGUACGGCCUAGGAACUCGUAUGCCUUGGGAUGAGCAGUGGUUAAUAGAAUCUCUCUCUGAUUCUACUAUCUACAUGGCCUACUAUACAGUUGCUCAUUUCCUACAGCCUGAUCAUUUGAAUGGACAAGGAGAAUCUCCACUGGGCAUUAGAGCAAGCCAAAUGACAGAGGAGGUAUGGGACUACAUCUUCUUUAAGACGGCUCCAUUCCCCGCAACAAAAAUCCCUAAGGAGGCUUUGGAUAAACUGAAGCAAGAGUUUGAGUACUGGUAUCCAGUGGAUAUACGUGCUUCUGGCAAGGAUCUUGUUCCAAAUCACUUGUCUUACUACCUUUACAAUCAUGUAGCCAUGUGGCCAGAUCAGAGAGAAAAAUGGCCUGUAUCUGUCCGAGCAAAUGGGCAUCUUCUCCUUAAUUCAGAGAAGAUGUCUAAAUCUACAGGCAAUUUUCUUACUUUGAGUCAAGCUAUAGAUAAAUUUUCAGCUGAUGGCAUGCGGCUGGCGCUGGCUGACGCAGGGGAUACUGUUGAAGAUGCAAACUUUGUGGAAUCCAUGGCAGAUGCUGGCAUUCUCCGCCUCUAUACAUGGGUGGAAUGGGUGAAAGAAAUGCUUGCUAACUGGGACAGUUUAAGAAGCGGGCCUGCCAGAACCUACAACGACAGGGUCUUUGCCAGUGAAAUGAAUGCAGGCAUAAUAAAGACAGAACAAAACUAUGAGAAGAUGAUGUUUAAGGAAGCUCUUAAAACUGGAUUCUUUGAAUUUCAGGCAGCGAAAGACAAGUACCGGGAACUUGCCGUAGAAGGAAUGCACCGAGAAUUGGUGUUCCAGUUUAUUGAAUCACAGACUCUCCUGCUAGCUCCAAUCUGCCCUCAUGUGUGUGAAUAUAUUUGGAGCUUGUUGGGCAAGGCUGAAUCCAUCAUGAAGGCUUCCUGGCCUGUGCCUGGGGUAGUAGAUGAAAUCCUUGUCCAGUCUUCCCAGUAUCUGACAGAAGUAGCCCAUGAUCUCCGUCUGCGUCUAAAAAACUACAUGGCACCAGGAAAAGGAAAAAAGGGCAACAAAGAAAUACCACAGAAGCCAUCCCACUGCACCAUUUAUGUGGCCAAGAACUACCCUCCGUGGCAGCACAUCACACUGUCGGUUCUACGAAAACAUUAUCAGACCAAUGGAGGACAGCUUCCAGACAACAAAAUAAUUGCCACUGAACUCAGCUCCUUGCCAGAACUGAAAAAAUACAUGAAAAGGGUUAUGCCUUUUGUAGCAAUGAUUAAGGAAAAUUUAGAGAAGAAGGGAUCCCAUGUGCUUGAUCUGGAGCUGGAGUUCGAUGAACAGGCUGUCCUGCGGGAGAAUAUAGUCUAUUUGACGAAUUCCUUAGAGCUGGAACAUAUAGAAUUAAAAUUUGCCUCUGAAGGAGAUGAGAAAAUUAAAGAAGAUUGCUGCCCUGGAAAGCCGUUUUGCAUAUUCAGAGUAGAACCUGGUGUGUCUAUCUGUCUAAUAAACCCUCAACCAGCAAAUGGACACUUUUCUACAAAGAUUGAAGUCAGGCAAGGGGAUGGCCGAGAUGCAAUAAUAAGACGCUUAGUGAAGAUGAACAGAGGAAUUAAAGAUCUUUCCAAAGUAAAAUUAAUGCGAUUUGAUGAUCCUCUCCGGGGACCCCGACGUGUUCCUGUGCUUGGGAAGGAAGAUGCUGAGAAGUCUCCCAUUUUAGAUGAAGCUGUCUUUCAUAUAGACCUAGCUCAAAAGAGGGUUCGACUCACUGAGAAUGGACAGACAACUGAUAUUGGAGAUACAUUGGUCUAUUUAGUUAAUUAGAUUUUGCAAGUGUUGGGUUAAUCAGUGUUAACUCUUUAAUCAACACCGAUGCUUUUCAGGCGCUUGCUAAAUUCAGGCAAACUUAACUUCAAGGGGGAAAAAAGGUUCAUUUGCAUGGAGAUCAAUCUCCUGCAGUUUUUAAAAUGUGGAUACAAUAAAUCUAUUUUCCUUGCCUGAGGCUUUUCUUGAGAAUGUCCUUCCUACUUCUAGCCAAGGUACAGAGUUUAUUAAAAAUAAUGUUUAUGUAAUUUGACAUGCAUGUGCAAUAUUGGCACUUAUAAUAGCAAUUCUGGACUAUAUAUAGUAGAAAUAUUGAUAUGUCAGAAGUGAAGUCAUCCUGGCCUUUAUCUAGAGUUGACCAUCCUUUUGAGAGAAGGCGAUCCCAGUAAUUUGGUGUGUGACACCCUUGAGAGCAAAAAAAGCAACAGGAUUCUAUUUAAAAACUUCUCCGGAGCUUUGUUUCCAUUUGAUUUUUCCAUUUUGACAGUGCGUGGAUCAAGUGUUUCAUGCAGUCAGCAUCCCGUGAGGGGAAGGAAGAAAAUUGGAGCUCUAUAGAAUCAGACUUCACUGCAAGUGAAGUAGGCUCUUUGUUUCCCUUUAUACCAACCUUCUCCAGUUUGAUGAUCUCUCUUACGUUUUGGGCUACCUUCCAUUGAUAUUAAUUAAUAUAGCAAUAGCACUUAGAUUUAUAUAUUGCUUAAUAGUGCUUUAUAGUGCUCUCUAAGCGGUUUACA